AUGAUCACCAAAAUGCAAUAUCUGGGGCGAAGUCAUUGGUUUAAUGUUGCACACCUUAUGCCCGUUCUCAUGGACUUCCUCAAAGAAGUAGAGACAGACGGCGGCGAUCUCUACUGCCAGCUUCAGACGUGCAAGUCUUUGGCGAGGCAGGUCAAGGCCUACCGUGUCCUAGACUCUGCCACCACUACCUCUUUUGGGAAGCGGAUGCCCACGAGACAGCUAGCAGAUCAGCUGGUAGAGGCCUACUUGAGGACCUUUGAGACUGUGUACCGCACCACUCAUGUGACUACGUUCCGCGCCGACUACGAAAGGUACUGGGCAGCCCCUCUGGCAGCCGACGGCUCCUUCGUCAUUCUUCUACAGCUUUGUAUGGCUAUCGGCGCCGCCUUUGAAGACAAUACUUUCUCGCUCCGCUCGUCUGCCUGCCACUGGGUCUUGGAGGCAAACCUCUGGCUCACAUUAGCCUGUAAGAGACAUAAAAUUAGCAUCACAGGCAUGCAGAUCAUCUGCCUAUUACAGCACGCAAAUAAUAUCACCGAUAUGAGCUCCGAUCUGAGCUGGAUCGGUGCCGGAACCCUCCUUCAUACAGCAACACAUAUUGGGCUCCACAAAGAUCCAAAGUCCUUCCCCGGAAUGACGGUACGCGAGGCAGAGAUGCGUCGGCGCCUGUGGGCUACAGUCCUAGAGAUCGUCCUUCAAGCCAGCCUAGACUCUGGGGGAACUCCUCUCAUAUCCCCCGAAGACUACGAUACCGAGCCACCCGCUAAUGCCAAUGAUGAGCAGCUCAUUGACCAUGCUGAGCCGGCAUCCCCAUUUACGAACGACUUAGAAGAGUGCACUGAGACGGCGAUCCAACUCGCCCUCCUAGAGACCUGGCCGGCCCGGCUAGCUGUCGCCAAAGCAGUCAAUGGCGUCCGUUCCACGACUUCUUUCAACAAAACUUUUGCUGUCAACUUGGAGCUCAGCACCUGUCUGCAAGAGAUUAUGCGACGACUGGGCAAGUUCCACAAGAUGGGCGGAAUCACCUCGUUUCAGCUGAGAUACGCCGAGUUCACCAUGUACCGCUUCUUCUUGGCCCUUCACCUGCCCCUCCUCCCUCAAGCACUGCAUAAUCCCUUCUAUCAUUUUUCCCGCACGAUGUCCACCGAUACGGCCACGCGCCUCGCCGCAAUAACAUACCUAACCCCUGAAUCUCGGGCGUUUCUGGCCACCCUCUCGGACUGGGACUUUUCCCGCCUCUUCCUGUGCGGCAGCGGCCCAUACCGAGCCACGCAGGCACAACUAAUUCUGACCUUGGCUGUGGAUCUCGCCCAGACCCUAGAGAAAGAGCCCCGAUCACACUACGGGACCCUCACAUCAGGCAUGACCGAGGUGCGCUCGAUCCUUCAGUCGUGGUACGAGCUGUGCCGGGAACGCCUCAGAGCCGGGGACACAAAUGUCAAGGCAUUGUUGUUGGCUCUCAUCUAUCCCAUCGAAUGA
This is a messenger RNA of Clonostachys solani, 1479 nucleotides long. Lineage: Eukaryota; Fungi; Ascomycota; Sordariomycetes; Hypocreales; Bionectriaceae. The record is from the annotation of a GenBank genome assembly.